UCUCUAUUGCACAUGUGCAGAAGGUUGCAGCAUGACACGCGUGUAGAGGAAGUGCACAGUGACAGGAGGACCGGAGCAGCUGCAGCCUCUCGCUCCACUCACACUACCGGCUAAACUGUGCUUUAUAUAUUCCCGUUAAAAUGUCGUGGCUGUUCGGCCUGAACAGAGGGCAGCCUGAGGUUCCUCCUGGUCUUCAGCCUCCUCCUCCUCCUCCUCCACCGGCUGGAGGCUCCAGCGGCGGAGGAGACAAACCCAAGGACAAAUGGAGCAACUUCGAUCCCACCGGGCUGGAGAGAGCUGCUCAGGCGGCCAAGGAGCUCGACAAGUCCCGACAUGCCAAAGAAGCUCUGGAUUUGGCUCGAAUGCAGGAGCAGAGCACUCAGAUGGAGCAUCAGAGCAAAAUGAAGGAGUACGAAGCAGCAGUUGAGCAGCUCAAAGGCGACCAGAUACGAGUCCAGGGAGAGGAGAGGAGGAAAACUGUUAACGAGGAGACCAAGCAGCAUCAAGCGAGAGCUCAGUUUCAAGAUAAGCUGGCCAGACAGCGAUAUGAGGACCAACUAAGGCAACAGCAAGCCCUGAAUGAGGAGAACCUUCGCAGGCAGGAGGAUUCUGUACAGAAACAGGAGGCCAUGAGGAAAGCUACGAUAGAGCACGAGAUGGAGCUGAGGAACAAGAACGAGCUGCUGCGUAUAGAGGCUGAGACUAAAGCACGAGCCCGCGUGGAGCGAGAGAACGCCGACAUAAUCCGCGAGCAAAUCCGUCUGAAGGCUGCAGAACACAGACAGACCGUCCUGGAGUCUAUAAAGACUGCAGGCGCUGUGUUUGGAGAAGGAUUCAGGGCCUUUGUGUCAGACUGGGACAAAGUCACAGCCACGGUGGCAGGACUGACCCUUUUAGCUGUGGGAGUUUAUUCAGCCCGAAACGCCACAGCGGUGGCGGGACGUUACAUUGAGGCCCGGCUCGGGAAGCCGUCACUAGUGCGGGAAACGUCCAGAUUCACCGUCGCAGAGGCAAUCAAGCAUCCAGUCAAGACGGUCAAACGGCUGAAGAGCAAACCUCAGGAUGCCCUCGAGGGAGUUGUGCUCAAUCCGUCCCUGGAAGAGCGUGUACGUGACAUCGCCAUAGCAACAAGAAACACGAGGCAGAACCACGGCCUGUACAGGAAUAUCCUCAUGUACGGCCCUCCUGGCACGGGCAAAACUCUCUUCGCUAAGAAGCUGGCAGUGCAUUCUGGGAUGGACUACGCAAUUAUGACUGGUGGUGACGUGGCACCCAUGGGCCGUGAUGGUGUGACAGCCAUGCACAAAGUGUUUGACUGGGCUGGCACAAGUCGACGCGGACUUCUGCUUUUUGUUGAUGAAGCUGAUGCAUUCCUUCGCAAGAGAUCCACUGAGAAGAUCAGUGAAGACCUCAGAGCCACUUUGAAUGCAUUCUUGUAUCGCACCGGAGAGCAGAGCACCAAGUUCAUGCUGGUGUUGGCCAGUAACCAACCAGAGCAGUUCGACUGGGCCAUAAACGAUCGUAUCGAUGAAAUAGUGAAUUUUGCUCUGCCGGGUCCUGAGGAGAGGGAGAGGCUGGUGCGGUUGUACUUUGACAAAUAUGUCCUGGAGCCCGCCACAGGAGGGAGGCAGCGGAUGAAGCUGGCACAGUUUGACUAUGGUCAAAAGUGCUCUGACAUAGCGAAGCGGACAGGGGGCAUGUCAGGUAGAGAGAUCUCUAAGCUGGGUGUGGCCUGGCAGGCGGCAGCAUAUUCCUCUGAAGAUGGCGUCCUGACGGAGGCUAUGAUUGAUGCUCGAGUUGACGACGCCGUCAAGCAGCACAUUCAGAAGAUGGACUGGCUGCAUGGAGACGAGGCGGCUCAGACCAAGACCCUUACACCUCCCCCGGCUGGAGCGACAGCCGGCGUGGGCAAAAUGGGCUUCACUCUGCCCCUCAGCGAGGCACCUGAGGCUCAGGAGGUGAUCGCCCCAAUUCUCGAGAUAGAUACGAAACAAGAAGGUGAAAGUAUACCACCUCCUUCAGACAUCGACCAAUCAGCAGAAGGCAAAAGUGCCGCCCCAGCUGGACAGGACUGUGACGAUGCUGUCAAAGCAGAGGCUGCGACCGAAGCGGAGAGUUUAGCCCAGCCUGCUGCCCCCGCUGACAGCGAGGGCAAGAAGGAAGACAAAACUGGAUCUUCUCCUCCAAAGGACGGAACUCCAGUUUGAGUCGUAGAUUUAUUCAGCGGGGGGCGACCUGGAUUAGAAAGAUUAGUGUCCCGCUCCUUUAACUAGUCAGUUUAUGUCUUAACGUCUGUUGGACUGUCUGUGACAGAAGAUGAGUUCAGCCGGUCGGGGAAGAUAAUUAAUUAACUUUACAAAACACAAAUGACGCCUGAGACUCUUUGAUUCUAAUAUAUAAUGUAUACAUUGUAAAAGUCUACUUUACAUGGAAACCAGACUGUGUGUCGGUAAUAACAGUAUAUAAGUGUUGUGCACGGAUGAGUGUCUCUGUUGAAAUGAUUAAAUGGAUCUGUGUUUUUAUAAACGGCAGAA
This is a messenger RNA of Sebastes umbrosus (honeycomb rockfish), 2534 nucleotides long. RefSeq names its product ATPase family AAA domain containing 3 (gene atad3). Gene Ontology annotation, biological process: mitochondrion organization. The transcript has 16 exons. Lineage: Eukaryota; Metazoa; Chordata; Actinopteri; Perciformes; Sebastidae. Gene Ontology annotation, cellular component: mitochondrion. The record is from RefSeq and is a predicted model, not a curated record. Gene Ontology annotation, molecular function: ATP binding; zinc ion binding; ATP hydrolysis activity. Bases 141 to 2207 code for a protein of 688 amino acids.